AUGCUGCACCGUAUACCGCCGUACCGUGACCCUCUUCAGCAGGUCCUUAGCGAUGCACUUAGGCGAGCGCUCGAGCUCUACCGUCGUGAGGCGUCGGCUGGCGUGUCGGUGGAGUUUGAGUGCCGUCUCGGGACAUUUUCGGCCUCGAGACACACCUACGCCCACCCGUUUCCAACGCACACAUGUACCCCAGCUGUGCUGGACGGACACUCGGCGACGCCUUUUUUUUUCUUUGCUGGGGUGGCGCAACCAACCUUCACUGCACUGCAUGACGCACUGAAAACCCUCGGUGCCUCCAUGCCGCCGCGCUCCUCCACGAUGCUCUCUGUGCGGGCGACGGGGAAGGAUCGUCUAGAGUACGCUAUGAAUGAGGCGUGCAACCGGGGCCGGUUGCUGGCGAUCACAGAGAAGGAGCGGGUUUUCUUUCAUGACGUGCGCUGCCCGGGGUGGGGCGCGGACUUUCGUGUGUCAGUGUCGCGGGAGCAGACGCUUGACGCGGCAACGUGGAACCCGGCGAGGUGGGAAGCGUUUACCCCGAGCGUCUCUCGCCUGCGGCAGCGCAAGUCUGUGCAGAUUGAUCCGCUGUUUUCGGUGGACAUGGCGAUGGUGCGCUCCUUCACCGAUCACUCGCGAUUUGUGCAGCCGUGGUCGCCCGAGCUGCAGGUGCCCUUCAUUAGCGCCCCGCGAGUAUCGUUUGAUGUGGAGGUGGAGGUCAACAUUCCGGCGCUGCACCGCAUGGUGAAGCAAACUGGGCUAGUGGACUCCACGCCGCAGCGGACUGCGCUGGACCUCCUCAUGCUGCUGCAGUUCCUGGCUGAGAAAAGGGAGUGA
Trypanosoma rangeli is the source of this 831-nucleotide messenger RNA. RefSeq lists its product as uncharacterized. Lineage: Eukaryota; Euglenozoa; Kinetoplastea; Trypanosomatida; Trypanosomatidae. The coding region runs from base 1 to 831 and encodes 276 amino acids. The transcript has a single exon. Gene Ontology annotation, molecular function: polynucleotide 5'-phosphatase activity. The record is from RefSeq and is a predicted model, not a curated record.